This is a messenger RNA of Vombatus ursinus (common wombat), 1768 nucleotides long. RefSeq names its product zinc finger protein 683 (gene ZNF683). The transcript has 6 exons. The record is from RefSeq and is a predicted model, not a curated record. The coding region runs from base 100 to 1329 and encodes 409 amino acids. Lineage: Eukaryota; Metazoa; Chordata; Mammalia; Diprotodontia; Vombatidae. Gene Ontology annotation, biological process: cell fate commitment; regulation of transcription by RNA polymerase II. Gene Ontology annotation, molecular function: histone deacetylase binding; RNA polymerase II cis-regulatory region sequence-specific DNA binding; DNA-binding transcription factor activity. Gene Ontology annotation, cellular component: cytoplasm; nucleus.
GUUCUUUCCUGUUUAGCUAUAGAGGGAUCUCAACCUAGAGGCAGCUACCGCUAACCAGUUUGUCCAGCCAGGGAGGACCAGAGGGCCUGAAGGGUCAGAAUGAAAGGAGAACCCGAGGAAGACAUUCCCUUUGCCCUGUACCAGCGCCAGACAUGCCAAGGUCAUACAGAUGUGGGGGAUCCUGGGACCACCCCAUCCCUUACUCCCAGCCUGGACAAACACCAGGGCCAGAGUAACCAGGUUUAUCGACCUUUUAAGGACUACCUUUCUGGGACAGAUGCUUCCGACUCUCAUUGCACAGCUAGCUGGAUGUACGCUACAAAACCAGUCUCUGCUUUGCCCACCCUGCUGGCCUGCCCACAGCCCCUGAACCUCUACACCUGCAACCUGAGGCCCAACCCCCUGGAUACUGCCCCGGGAGGCCCGACUCUGAUGCCUCCUCUUCCCCUAGAGCACAGGCCAAUUCUGGUCUCCACUGAGGACCCUAAACUCACAGCCACCUGCCUUCUGGGCAAGAAGAAAGCAGAGAGUGAACCUGGUGCUCCAGACCCAGCUGUGGGGAUUGUCCGAAGGAGCCCUACCCCUCCUGUUUCACACCCCAGCCCAGCUCCCACCCCCCUCAACAUGAAGUUCCCAUUGAGGCCCCACCCUUUGUGUCCUGCCUGCCCCCUUCUCUUGCCCAUCAAGCCGUUAUCCUCCUCACUGGAGACGUGCCCCUUCGCCUAUGGUCCCCACCACCCCCUCCUCUUUCUCCCAUCCCUGGCCACCCCCUAUCCUGGCAGAGCUGGCCAGCUGAUGCACCCUGAUGGACCAUACUCACUUGGUGCUCAGUCCCCUCUGCACCUGGGGCCUUGGCCGACCCUCUCUUCACCCUUACCUGACCGGCUGUGGCCCCCAGCUGAGGCCAGGGAUGAGAGCCCUUCAUCUUCCCAGUACUGCUCGACAGGGUUGGACUCAGGCAGAAUUCUCACCUCGGGCACCACAGACCUGCCCUAUCUGCUGAAGAAAGAGAAUGAUGCCAACUUGUACAAGUGUAAUACUUGCGCCAAGAGUUUCAGGCAGCUCUCCAAUCUCAAGGUCCACUUCCGAGUCCAUAGCGGAGAACGCCCCUUUCAAUGUCCUAUUUGUAAGAAGAGCUUCAUCCAGCUUGCCCACCUGCAGAAACACCAGCUGGUCCACUCAGGGGAGAGGCCUUACCAGUGCUCGGUUUGCCACAAAUGUUUCAGCAGCACCAGCAGCCUCCAGACUCACCUGCGGCUGCACUCGGGACCCCGGCCUUUCCUUUACAGAUUGUGCCCCAGACAUGGCGACCAGCCCAUCGGGCACUAGGGGCACGUGCCUUGCUGCCCGCUGGCCCCAUGUCUGGGAGGUGACCCCAAACUGGAGAAGCUGGCACUGCUGUAGCCAGUGGGCAGUAAGUAAGCCCACGGGUGCUGGGGGAUGCCUCUCUGCCAGUCAGUCUGAUUUUCAGGAGCUGGGGAAGAGGCAGACUGCUAAAGGUUCUUCAGUGUAGCAAGCUGAGCGCUUCUGAGUUGGCCUGGAGGGCAUAGCACCCCUGGCGAUAAUCCCUCCCAGAGGCCAUGCUUUAAUGUUUUCUGACUGUGAGCCUCUAGUGUGGAGGGAGUGGGGAAGGAAAUGUGUUAUGAAAAUGACUGGAAGCUAUCUAGGGCUAUCUGGGUUAGACCUGACAGCCUCAAAUAGCCCUCCCUGCUCUGACAUUCUGUGUUCUAAGACCCCUCCCAGAUCUGAUAUUCUGUGUUCUAAGGUC